AUGUCUGCAUCAGCUGCAGAAGACCUGUGUAAAGAGGUAGAGGAUCUGAGGAAGGAAAUACAGGAGCUGCGUGUCCAGCGUGAGUUUGGAUUACAGCGGUUUGCUGGCUCCGACACCGACAUCAGAUUCUAUACCAGAUUUCCAAGCUAUGACCAUUUGAUGGCAUUUUGGUUUUUGAUUGAGCCUUGCAUUUAUAAAAUGGUCAGGGUCUCAAGAGCCAAAUCAGCUGCCAAGAGGAAUGAAGAAGUGGUGACACCUGCACGUUCAUCAACAAGGCAGCUGCUCCAGCCAAUCGAUGAGUUCUUUCUUUUUCUCGUCUUCCUGUCGGUUGGUUUGAAGGAGAGGGACCUGGCACAUCGAUUCAACAUACACCAGUCCACAGUGAGCCGUAUUAUUGCAACAUGGACAAGUUUUCUUGCCACUGCACUGGGGUCUCAAUGCAUCUGGCUUACGCGUGCAGAAGUGCAGGCUUACCUCCCUGAGGAAUUUAAAGAUUUCCCAGACACCCAGGUCAUCCUAGACUGUACAGAGCUGAGAUGCCAAACACCAUCCUCACCACUACUCCAAAGUGAAAUGUACUCCUCAUACAAAUCCCACUGCACUAUGAAAGCCCUGGUUGGCAUAGCUCCACAUGGUGCAGUGACAUUCAUCUCUGAUCUGUAUGGUGGUUCGAUUAGUGAUAAGGAGCUAUUCAAGCAAUCAGGCAUCGCUGAGAAGUUGACCGAAGACAUGGCAGUGAUGGUUGAUAAGGGCUUUCUAAUCAGUGACUGCUGUAAGUGCAAAGUGUACUGUCCACCUUUCCUGUCUAAGCAGAAGCAGAUGCCAGCAUACCAGGUUAAGGAGACACAGGCCAUAGCCAGACUGAGAGUACAUGUGGAGCGAGUCAUUAGGAGGAUAAAACAGAACAAACGUUUUGAUGGCAUCAUCACCUUAUCACAUGUCUACAACAUCAACCAGCUGUUUGCAGUGGCAUGUAUGCUUUCAAAUUACCAGAAUACAGCUUUAGUUAAAAAAUGGGUUAAGUGAGCCACAAGACACCAGAAUGCAAUGCAAGGAGCUUAUUGUCACCAUCCUAAAAUUAAUUUUAUUUUUGCCUAAAUCAUCAAAUUUUUAAUAUUUGGUUCAGUUUUGUUUUUUGAAAAAAGUUACUUAGGCUAUUAUUUUAGGAGGGUGACUUUAUGGAAAUUGGCCUGCAGCUGAAGCCCCUACAGUCAGCUGACAAAAUCUGAUUACAGAACUUAUACUUGGAUGUUGAUAGUUGAGUUCUAGUUAUUGAUAGUUCUAAUUUUUUGCAGAUGUUGAAUAUUAAUACUAUAUUAUGCUACUGUGUUUCUAUACAUGUUCCAGAUUAUUUAAAAUCUUGUUAGUCUUUUUUUUUUACAUCAAACAUUUGUCAUUUUCUUCACUUGUGUAAGUUUAACUACAUCAGUAUGGGGUUGUUUGUCUUGAAUAUA
This is a messenger RNA of Archocentrus centrarchus (flier cichlid), 1454 nucleotides long. RefSeq lists its product as uncharacterized. Bases 1 to 1026 code for a protein of 341 amino acids. The record is from RefSeq and is a predicted model, not a curated record. Lineage: Eukaryota; Metazoa; Chordata; Actinopteri; Cichliformes; Cichlidae. The transcript is spliced from 3 exons.